Molecule: messenger RNA, 782 nt
Organism: Ictidomys tridecemlineatus (thirteen-lined ground squirrel)
Lineage: Eukaryota; Metazoa; Chordata; Mammalia; Rodentia; Sciuridae
Product: WAP four-disulfide core domain protein 15A
Cellular component (GO): extracellular region
Molecular function (GO): peptidase inhibitor activity
Source: RefSeq, a predicted model, not a curated record
UGGCCGGCCUGAGGCGUGGCCGGGAAGGACGAUUCCCCGCUAUUGCCUCAAAUCUGCUGUUCAAGGCCCUUGGUUGCCUGAAGAGGGGACUGUCCCUGCGGGCUCCCUGCAGUUACACCCCAGAGGUCACCUUACUGUCCUUUGCAGGCCACCCGCAGCACCCUGACCUCUUGCCCCGCGGUCACAGCACCCCCUGCCGGUGGCCCGCCGCCCGCGCAGACACUCCCCCGGGCCUGGCCGUCGCCGGCGCCUGUCUGUCGCGCCAUGAAGCUGAGCAGCCUCUCCCUGCUCUCCGUGGCCGCCCUCCUUUGGCUCCGCGUGGCGCAGGCCAACAUGAAGGAAGUUCAGCAGAAAUCUGGGUACUGCCCCGAGUUCUUUCUCUCCUGCUCUUUCACGCUGCUUCCCCGGUGCCGGCGGGACGGAGGCUGCAACGGACCCAAGAAGUGCUGCUUCUACCAGUGCCAGCAGCAGUGCAUGCAGCCCUGGCCCACGCUGGACUGAGAGCUCUCCAGGGGAGGACCUAGCAGGAUUCAGGCCACUGUGGACCUCCAUGGAAAGCCACAUCCCCAGGACGGCGUGCAUCGCCCCAUGUUCCUCCUUCUUCUCUCCCUAGGUGGAACCCCGUCUAACCAAUCCUGAGAAGACAGUGGCCUACAGCCUCUGACUUGGAUAACUAGUCUCCAAUUCUUCUGUGCUUCUUCCAGGCCCUUCCUGUUAUCAAAAGUUAAAUGCUUAUUAAUAUCAAAACAAGACAAAGAAAUAAAAGCCACGUCUUUAGUCCA